Messenger RNA from Pseudocercospora fijiensis CIRAD86, 1496 nucleotides. RefSeq lists its product as uncharacterized. The coding region runs from base 267 to 1496 and encodes 409 amino acids. Gene Ontology annotation, molecular function: metal ion binding. The record is from RefSeq and is a predicted model, not a curated record. The transcript is spliced from 4 exons. Lineage: Eukaryota; Fungi; Ascomycota; Dothideomycetes; Mycosphaerellales; Mycosphaerellaceae.
CGGUCAGCGGUCAGCGGUCAGCCAGCACCAGCUCUUUCCAUCGCCUCAGUCCCGCCAUCAUCGCUGCCGUGAGCACGCGACCGCGAGAAGAAGCAUCGUCCCAAGCCAGAACAUCUCUACUAGGCAUUUUAGAGGGGAAGAUGCGCUGAAGCGAAGCAUAGCGCUGAUAUCACAGCACAACGAUUGAGCAGUGUUGAGCAAGAGCACGCGGGUGGAAGUGCAAAGGACUGGGCUCGUGAGCCAGUGCCAGUGCCAGUGCCAGCGCCAUGGACCGCCAAUCUCACCCGGCACCUGACAACGACACCGGCCGAACGAAUGAGCAGAACGUUCGACUGGCUCUCGAUUACUUGCGAAGCCGAACCGCCGGCGGUACCGUUCGUGACAGCCGACCUGCUCUGCCAGACAGAAGAGAAAGCGGCGACAGCGCAGAGCGGAAGAGGCGACAUACGGGCUCAGAGCCACAGCGACGAGACUAUCCAUAUCCCACAUACAACGCCACUGCCUCGCAUCUUCACCACGCUGCACGUCUUCCCUCACCACCCGGGAGCAGUAGAGAGACUGCUAUCGACCUGACAUCACCGCCUGCUCAACCACAACCACGACCUGCCAGACCAUCGAUCCCAAGAAUGCCAGGUAGCGAUGACGGUAGAAGAAGUCCAGGCGGAGCUGCACCAUCGGCUACAAGAGACAGCGACAUUGUAUUGCCUCGGUGGCAACCAGACAACGACGUGACCAAGUGUCCCGUCUGCGACACCGAGUUUAGCCUCCUGUAUCGCAGACAUCAUUGCAGGAAGUGCGGCCGCGUGCCCCCGAAUCCCUACUUGCUGGGAGAUGAGGCUGCGCCGUCGACAUCACCUUCAAGCAGACGGAAUCCAGCGCUCGGCGGAGGCGACAUUGUCCGAGUGUGCAACCCGCUGCUGAUGCUGCCAUUCAAAGUUCUCGUGCUGCCAUUCAACGAUCGCGGUCGAACACUUAUCACACCCUGGACGCUUCGCAAUCAUCACAAGCAUCUGUUCCGCCCACUUCCACAAGUGAUGUCACCAUCGUUGCCCGACCAGUCGCGUCCAAGACGUCAAGUCCGUGAGGAGGACGAGUGUCCCGUCUGCGGCGAAGAAAUGCCACCAGGAGACUCGGUACGCGAGACUCACAUUGAGGACUGUAUAGCCACGCGCUUCUCAUCAACGCCCACGCAAUCCGCUGUGCGUCCACCGCCAGCGCCGGGAACUCCAGAGUCUGUUGGUCAUGCGCCUGAAGGCUCACGACCACGCGCCACCAGCUUUCGACCACGCGGCAUGUUGAAGUCCAAAGCCACGGAGAAAGAUUGCGUUGGCGCCGACGGCGAGCCACAGGAGUGCAUUAUCUGUUUUGAGGAGUUUGAGGAAGGCGAUGACUUGGGAACCAUGGAAUGCUGGUGCAAGUUCCACCGCGACUGCAUCCGUGGCUGGUGGGAGAAGAAAGGCCCUGGAAGCUGCCCAACGCAUCGACUUUACGAUUGA